Messenger RNA from Anopheles cruzii, 1812 nucleotides. RefSeq lists its product as uncharacterized. The transcript is spliced from 4 exons. NCBI's taxonomy places the organism in Eukaryota, Metazoa, Arthropoda, Insecta, Diptera, Culicidae. Bases 1 to 1812 code for a protein of 603 amino acids. The record is from RefSeq and is a predicted model, not a curated record.
AUGAAUCCGGGUAGCAAUCACGACGAAGAGAUUCCUGCCCAUUUGCAAAAGGAUUUAUUGUUUAGUGAAAAAUUCACACUGGACCGUCGUACUUGCGUGGUGUACGCCGUCACCAAGGAUUGCCGGUUGCUGGAAUUGCAGCGCAAGGACAUCAACGGAUCCGUUUCGCUAGGAGUCGUGUUCAAUAAGGCAUCAGAACCAACGGCCAAUAGCCUGUUUUUUGACGACACAUCACUGUCGCAGGAUGUUGAUAUGCUUGUGGAGUCCGAAACCAUGGAAAGCCAAAAGAAGCGGCACGUUUGUGUGAAAAUUUAUCGGGCCAACGAUGGAGCGUGCAGGAAAGUGUUCAUUCUGGUACAGCUGGACCGGCAGCUGAUCGUUGUCGAAAGACGUCCUCCGAAGGAAGGAACCGGUCGGAUUGCGUAUGGUUCGCUCGUUGUUCACUCGCGAUACGACGAGUUGCGCCAGUUUACUUUCGUGGAUCACCCUAACCGCGGCGGAUCGUGUGCCCUACAGAUAGAGGUUCAUGGCCGCGACGAGCCGAUUGUGACCGAUUUUCUGAGCCCCGCUCAGCCAGUGGCCGAAGUAGAAGCUUCCUUUGCAAACAACUUUGCCUGUUUCGAUGAAGUGUUGAAAGCUGUCCAGCAACAGACCGGCGAGCGGAGGGCACAGCUCGAGUGUUUUCGCCAUUCCGUCGGCCAGCUGUUCAACGACGCCAACCAGAACCUGAAAAUGGUUCCUCCGUUGUUGCGCUCGUAUCUGCCCGAGGAAAAAGUCCCGCUCGUGCGUUACGGGGAAGUCUGGCGCAGGAUUCACAACGAUCGGCUGGUAAUCGGCGUGCCGCUGUACAAUAGGACGUUCAAGAGGCGAUUAGCACUGACCAAUCUUGCACUUGUGAUAGUGAAUAGCGCACUCAAGCAGAUGGAAUACACCACCCGGUUUUAUCGGUUACGAGAUGAUGAUUUUGAUUUUAAAUCGUAUGAUGAAAUCAUGAUAAUGGAAGACGCAACUGAAGGUCCACUAAACUUCGCGCAGGAGUGGACAGUUGAUAAGCGCAACGUGCUGAUGGCGGAGGAAACGGCUAUGUUUCUGGCGUGCUUCGAAUUAUCCGCUCUGUUCCUGCAGAGUGAAGAUGUGUGCCUCAAAUGCUACGUUCGGUACACGGUUGCACCUGUCCAAUCGGAGAGUGCUGAGCUACAACUAAAUGUAGGAACGAUAGCUAUGCCCCGAACGGAGCUGUACAGCUCCGAUCUUUGGAUUAAAUUUAAAAACGGCGAGCUAUAUUGCGAUUUGCUGGCAAUCACAUGCACUUCGGAAUACCUGUCAUUGAACGUAACGUACAAGUGUGAACCCAUUGCUGUAGAAUUGAGAGAGUUCUUUGUCGGUAGAUUAGGCUUCAGGGAGGUAUUAUCGACCGUCGGAGGUCGAAUCGUGCUGUACUGCGGAAACGGAACGUACUGGCAGGACACUUUGAUAAGAUUGGACCGAUUGGUUUUGGAUUUGGACCGAUUGGAACGACGAAUAAAGCUGAAACUGUAUUGCAGAUACCCUCAUCAAAUGCCAACGUUGAUACAAUCGAUUUAUGCUGAUUAUGAGGAGAGCUGUUCGAUCGAAAUUUGCGCUACCGGUGAAAAUGCGACAGCGCUGGAUUUAAAACAACACCUUUUGAAGGAAUUGCGGACCAAGAUUGAAAAGCCAUCGGACCGAGACGAAGUACUCCAGCGAGAGUUUUGCACUGAUAUGAUUUAUUGCGCUUUACCAAGAAUAACUCAAAAUGCGCCAAAUGGUGUCGCUAGUUAUUGCCCCCAAUAA